Molecule: messenger RNA, 1116 nt
Organism: Amborella trichopoda
Lineage: Eukaryota; Viridiplantae; Streptophyta; Magnoliopsida; Amborellales; Amborellaceae
Gene: MAG1
Product: Calcineurin-like metallo-phosphoesterase superfamily protein
Biological process (GO): retrograde transport, endosome to Golgi
Cellular component (GO): retromer complex
Source: RefSeq, a predicted model, not a curated record
UUUCAGGUUCCGCUCUAAAUAAUCUAACCGGGAGCUCUCUCUCUCUCACUCUCUCUUCCCUGCAAAAUAUUUCACUUCCAUAUUCAAUUGCCUUAACUAGGGUUUUCUCUCUCUACAUUUCCAUCCAAGUUAUCCCCUCCUCCUGCAAUUACUGUAUUAAACUUGGGGCUCUCUCCCUCUACAUUCGAGCUCCAUCAACAAUUACAGAAUUUGAAGAUGAUUGGGGUUUGAGGUGAUUUGAUCACAGAAACGAUGGUUUUGGUCUUAGCGCUAGGUGAUCUUCAUAUUCCUCAUAGGGCACCUGAUUUGCCUGCAAAAUUCAAGUCUAUGCUCGUUCCUGGGAAAAUACAGCACAUAAUUAGCCCUGGAAACCUCUGCAUCAAGGAAGUUCAUGAUUACUUAAAGAGCCUUUGCCCGGACCUGCACAUCACUCGAGGUGAAUAUGAUGAGGAUGCUCGCUACCCAGAGACCAAGACACUGACAAUCGGUCAGUUCAAACUUGGACUUUGCCAUGGGCAUCAGGUUAUUCCAUGGGGAGACCUAGACUCCUUAGCCAUGCUCCAAAGACAGCUGGAUGUUGAUAUCCUAGUUACUGGUCAUACUCAUCAAUUCAAGGCUUACAAGCAUGAGGGAGGAGUAGUUAUAAAUCCGGGUUCAGCUACUGGGGCUUAUAGCUCAAUUACAUAUGAUGUGAACCCCAGCUUUGUUCUCAUGGAUAUCGAUGGCCUUAGGGUUGUGGUGUAUGUUUAUGAACUCAUUGACGGAGAAGUUAAGGUUGACAAGAUUGAUUUCAAGAAGACAGCAACCACCCAUUAACUCGAUUAAAAAUACUUAUCAAGCACAUUCCAAUUCUCUGACAUUUGUGAGUGCUCUGGUUAUUGAGAAUUAGCAGUCAACAUGGUGUCCACCAUUUCUCUUUUCUUUUUUUCUUUUUUUCUUUUUUCUUUUUGCUUGUGGAACUUUACCUCUUGGUGUGGUCAGGUAGUACAGUUUGUGUUGGUUUAUAUUUCAAGUUUGAAAAGAAAAGGAAACUGUAUUUUUGUGGUUGUGUUUCUUGAAACAUUCUAUGUGGAAAUACUUGGAAAUGAAAGGAUACAAGAAAUGCUUUGGCCAUAA